CCCAGCCUACACCCUGGCGCCACCCCCGAGCCCAAGAGCGUGGUGAGGUCGCCGCUGCCCUCGCCGCCCACCAGCCCAGCCAGCGCGCCGGGCAAGGAGGAGUACAACUGCUCGUACUGCGACAUUGCCUUCAGGGACAUCGUCAUGUACACCAUGCACAUGGGGUACCACGGCUACCAGGACCCGUUCCAGUGCAACAUGUGCGGCCAGCAGACCACAGACAAGGUGGCAUUCUUCCUGCACAUCGCGCGUUCGAGCCAUAGUUAGGCUCAACGAAAUCGUCUUCGAGUUAUCGAGACAUCGAUCGGACUGCUGGUAGUGAGAUUUGGCCUGUUUGACCACCCUUGACCAUCACGUUAAGUGCGAUCGCAAUGCCCCAGUGGUUCACCUCAGUCCGUGGCCACUAUGUGGCCUCACGCUGCGCCGCAUUAAACGUGAUGCAUUUCUGUUAAUUUCAUUUUUUGUAUUAUAUAUUUUUAUCCGUGUGUCUCCAGGUCGGUCCGGUAGAGCGAUCGAUGUAUCGAAUGUCCAUUUAACUCUAGUCACUGCACAUAGUAUAAAGAGAUAAAGAAUGUAUUUAUUGCCGAUGGGGUGAGACAAUGAGUCGAGAGUGCAAUCGAUGGCUUUGUAAGAAGCUAGUUUCGGAGCAAUACGGGUAAAGAGUCUUGAUGAAGCGGCUCCCUAAGUUAGAUGUCGCCAUCUUGCCUCACGCCAUCUCGGGCGUCAAAUCAGUAUUAAGAAUGUCUUGAUUGUCAACAAAAUAAGUCUUCUCUGAGUUUUGAGAUCAAUUUUUGAGGAUGUUCCAUUUUGGAGCCGUUCGUGUUCUUAUGUUUUAAAUAUUACGUAAAAAAGAUACCUGAACAAAUGUAUUGCGUGGUGUGAUGUGAGCCCUUUGAUUUGUAUUGACAAACUUUGUCAGAUCAAUCCGUGUAGCUAUGUUGUGUUGAAAUGUUAUAAUUUUGUUUUCUACUGUACAUAGACUUGACUUCUUUCAUUGUGACCAAAGAAUGAAUUGUGUGGUGCGACAUGAUGAUAGACCUGACUGGACGUGUAUCUAUUUUUGUACUAGGUCAUCACAAGUGUACAUUGCGUCUCCUAAAUAAUAGAUUUAUAUUUCAUAUUUC
Molecule: messenger RNA, 1124 nt
Organism: Frankliniella occidentalis (western flower thrips)
Lineage: Eukaryota; Metazoa; Arthropoda; Insecta; Thysanoptera; Thripidae
Product: protein hunchback-like
Exons: 1
Biological process (GO): regulation of transcription by RNA polymerase II
Cellular component (GO): nucleus
Molecular function (GO): RNA polymerase II transcription regulatory region sequence-specific DNA binding; DNA-binding transcription factor activity
Source: RefSeq, a predicted model, not a curated record